AUGAAUCUGCAGAAACUUAGACAGACGAGAGAUGCACAGAAAGCUGUUAUUGCACACUAUAUGCAGAAACUCGAGACCGCCGGAGAAAAUACAGAAAAUGCAAUCGAUUUUGAAACAAUACUUCAGGCGAUAGAGGGAAAGUAUAAAAUGUUAGAAGCGAUAAAUGAAAAGAUUUUAACACAAACAGACGGGGAAGAUAUUGAGAGCGAGAUGCUAGAAACUGAAGACUACAUGCUUAAUCUUCAAAUUAAGAUACGGAACUUUCAGGCGCUCAUGAAACAGAGUACCACGCCGCCACCGCCGACGCCGGAAAUUCACCGUAUUGAUGAUCUCAACAGAAAUGAGAGUAGCCGGAGCACAAGUACAGGUACAGAAAUUCAGUUUCAUAACCUACCCAAGUUAAAUUUCCCUACAUUCAAUGGUAACAUAUUAGAGUGGCAGACGUUUUGGGAUUCCUUUGAGUCUAGCGUGCAUCUCAACUCGUCACUUUCUCAAGUUCAGAAAUUUAGCUACUUAAGAUCACUACUCCAUGAGGGUGCUGCACAAGUAAUUGAGGGAUUUCCACUUACGCAUGGCAACUAUCUUAAGGCUGUAGACCUGCUACGAGAACGCCUCGGACAAACUCACAUGAUAGUAGAUGCUUAUAUGCAAGCUUUGAUGGAUUUACCCCGACCGACUAACAAUUUAUCUAGUAUGAGAACAUUUACUGACAAACUAGAAUCGUACAUCAGAGGUCUAGAAUCACUCGGUCAAUGCCAGGAGUCUUAUGGCAGUCUACUAGUUCCAGUCAUCAAAGAAAAGCUUCCGGCGGAAGUUAGACGCAACAUUACCCGCGACCAUGGUGAUAGCCACUGGCAGCUACCGACCUUAAGAGCAGCACUGAAGAAAGAGAUCACCAUCAUUGAAGCUGGCCAGCCUAUUAACACUAAAGAAUUUUAUGAUUCGACUGCUAUGUUCCAUACAGGUACCAAGUCCAAGCCAGGCGGUAUCCAGAGAAACCAGAAACAACAUGAUCGAAACAAUUCACGCACAUCCUGUCCAUUUUGUGGUGAGCAUCACAGUGCCACUUUCUGUACCAAAGUAAGUUCUUUUGAUGAAAGAAUAGACAUUGUUAAAAGAAAACACUUAUGCUUUAAUUGCUUAGGAUAUCACCAGGUGUCCUCCUGUCGUUCAAAUUUCCGUUGUCGCCAUUGCCGAAGGAAGCAUCAUUCAAGCAUAUGUAAUAAGAGUCCGAGUGAAAAUUGCAACCUUGAUCCUACAAUAUCCCCCUUCAAACCUUCUACUUCCGGUCAGUCUAUUACCAGUUCAACAGAACAGUCAGCUGCGUUUCAUUUAACCACUCAUAACAAAACUAAUGUCCUUCUGAAGACCGCCAUUACGAAAGUUAGUUCUAGGAGACGCAUCGCCGAUGCAAAUAUCUUGUUUGACGAGGGUGCACAGAGGUCAUUCAUUACGGAGGAACUUGCAGACAGACUCGAGCUUCAGCGUACCGGAAGUGAAGUAAUACAUAUAGCUGCCUUUGGUUCCUCCACACAGAAGUUCAAGCAUAUUGAAACAGCGACAGUGUACCUGCUCACAGAAUGCAAUGACAAGAUUCCAAUCAACGUCCUAGUGGUUCCUACAAUAGCUGUCCCAUUACAGAAUCUGCAGCGCUCUGUGUCCUCACUUCCAUAUUUACGAGAUUUGAAGUUGGCUUACCCGGUAACAGAUGAUGUUACAUUUGAUAUUCCGCUUUUGAUUGGAGCCGACAAGUACUGGGACAUCGUAGAAAACGAAGUUGUCAGAGGUUGCGGACCGACAGCUGUGAAAUCUAAGAUAGGAUACCUCCUGUCCGGUCCACUUCCGGUCACCAGUAGUGAGUCAUCAACACAGUACAUCAUGAAUGUCAUCACCGCUCCGCCAGAUCUUUACAACCUAGAGAGGUUCUGGAAGCUUGAAUCUUUGGGUGUAAGUGUACAGGAAGAAACAGAUGCUACUUCAGAUAGACUUAAAACUUACCAGAAGAACAACAUUGAUUUCAAAGAUGGACGGACGAUACAUAGCUAA
Molecule: messenger RNA, 2046 nt
Organism: Mercenaria mercenaria
Lineage: Eukaryota; Metazoa; Mollusca; Bivalvia; Venerida; Veneridae
Exons: 1
Coding region: 1-2046 (681 amino acids)
Source: RefSeq, a predicted model, not a curated record